CAGCGGGUGGGUCAGCGAGCGAACAUAGGCUAUUCCAAAGCGACAGCGGGGAAGGCGGCUACAACAGCAUGAAUGGGCUCCGUGCAUAGAACGCUGGAACACGCCCGUUCCAUCUCCCAGGCCGAUUGGCUCUGGGAUUGGUGCGGCUGCGAACUGAAAGGGCGCGCGCGCGCGCGCGCACACACUAGCUUUGCAGAACCCGGAAGGGAGUGUGGAAGGCUUGUGAGGUGAGAAGUAGCCACGUCCGCUUCUUGAGCAGCUGGGCUGGACAAAUAGAAAUGGAUGCUGAUGUGAUAACAAACUUCAUAAAACUGCAUUCCCACCUUCCAAAGACUUUCCUUCGAUAUGGAACAGCUGGAUUCCGUUCCAAAGCAGAGCACAUCUACCACACAAUAUUUCGUGUAGGUUUGGUGGCAGUGUUGAGGUCCAAGCAGACUAAAUCCACAAUUGGAGUUAUGAUUACAGCCUCCCACAAUCCUGAAGAAGACAAUGGUGUGAAGCUGAUUGAUCCUUUGGGUGAAAUGUUGGCACCUGCUUGGGAAGAACAUGCCACACGCUUGGCCCUUGCUGAAGAGGACGAAUUGCAGAGUGUGGUCUCUGACAUCUGCCAGAAGGAAGUAGUGAACCUUCAACAUGAUGCCUUCAUUGUUAUUGGCAGAGACACCAGACCUAGCAGUGAGAAGCUUGCCAAGUCAUUAAUCGACUGUGUGACUGUUCUUGGAGGUCAAUACUAUGACUAUGGCUUGGUAACAACACCACAGCUGCAUUACAUGACCUGCUGUCGAAAUACUCAUGAGAACUAUGGGGUUGCAACAGUGGAAGGCUACUAUCAAAAGCUGUCCAAAGCCUUUGUGGAGCUUACAAAGCAGGCUACCAGCCAAAGGGAUGGUCAUAUGUGUCUGAAGAUAGACUGUGCGAAUGGUAUUGGAGCUCUGAAACUCAAGGAAAUGAAACGCUAUUUUCCAGCAUGCCUUGUAAUGCACAUAGACAAAGAUGGAACCAAAGGGAGACUCAAUCACCUAUGUGGUGCUGAUUUUGUAAAAGUUCAUCAGAAGCCUCCUGUUGGGCUGGAAAUGAAGCCUAAUGAAAGAUGCUGCUCGUUUGAUGGUGAUGCCGACCGAAUUGUGUACUAUUAUAAUGAUGCUGCUGGCCGUUUUCAUCUUCUGGAUGGAGACAAAAUAGCAAUUCUGAUCGGCAGUUUCCUGAAAGAACUUCUGGUCAGGAUGGGGCAGACCUUAACGAUGGCAGUGGUACAAACAGCAUAUGCCAAUGGGAGUUCCACUGGUUAUUUGGAAGCAACCUUGAAGUUGCCUGUCUGCUGUGCCAAAACAGGAGUGAAGCACUUGCAUCACAAGGCCAAGGAAUUCGACAUUGGCGUUUACUUUGAAGCAAACGGUCAUGGCACUGUAUUGUUUAGUAAAGCUGCAGAAGAGAAAAUAAGACACCAGGCAAAAGAAGAAAAAGACAACCGAAAAAGAGAAGCUGCAACGAUGUUUGAAAAUACUAUUGACUUGAUAAAUCAAACAGUUGGUGAUGCCAUCUCAGACAUGUUAUUGAUUGAAGCCAUCUUGGCUUUGAAGAACUUCACGAUACAACAGUGGGAUGCCAUGUACACGGAUCUUCCUAACCGACAACUUAAAGUGAAGGUUGCUGACAGACGAAUAAUUGAGACUACAGAUGAAGAAAGGCGAGUAGUUACACCCCCAAAGCUGCAAGAGAGAAUUGAUGAGCUCACCAAGAACUAUAAACUGGCUCGAGCUUUUGUUCGACCAUCUGGAACAGAAGAUGCAGUCAGAGUCUAUGCUGAAGCAGACACACAGGAGAAUGCUGAUGAACUUGCACAUGAAGUCAGCCUGGCUGUCUACCACUUAGCUGGAGGAGUUGGGGCAGAGCCAAUGCCUGUAGCUUGACAGAAGCACUCUUCAUAACCCAACCCUGUAGUCCGGCGGAAGCCAGUUCUUAAAUCAACCCCUCUUGCUUUAUUACUACUUUACUUUUGUCAAAGAAUCAUUACAAGGUGCAAUUCAAAUUACUUUUGAUUAUUAAACCUCUCCUUUAACAGG
Molecule: messenger RNA, 2063 nt
Organism: Hemicordylus capensis (graceful crag lizard)
Lineage: Eukaryota; Metazoa; Chordata; Lepidosauria; Squamata; Cordylidae
Gene: PGM3
Product: phosphoglucomutase 3
Exons: 13
Coding region: 279-1910 (543 amino acids)
Biological process (GO): carbohydrate metabolic process; UDP-N-acetylglucosamine biosynthetic process; hemopoiesis
Molecular function (GO): magnesium ion binding; phosphoacetylglucosamine mutase activity
Source: RefSeq, a predicted model, not a curated record